AUGAGUGCCAGCAGCAGCCACGGGCCGUCCGCUUCCGUAAGUGCCGUCUCGACGCCGAUCAAUGCCGGUAACCGGCCGGAAUCGGCUCCGGCCUUUGGCAGCUCCCAUCAGGCGUCGACGCCACCGAAUUCGGGCGGAAAGUUUCUCGACGUCAAGACCGAGGAGAAGAAAAACCGCCGAACGUCGCUGCAGAUGCUUCUGCCCAAGCUUCCGUCGCACGACAGUGCCGGUCCCAGCCCGGGCCCAUCUUCGCCAGGAAUCUCGGGAUGGAACGACAACAGCCCCAAGAUCGAGUCCGGCUUCCCCGACAAGAACGAUUCUGCCAAGCUCAAUCGAAAGGAGUCGUACAAAGCACAACGCAAGAACUACCGACGUGAGAAGAAACGGGUGGCAUCGGAGCUGCUGAACUCCCUGCAGGACCCGGCGGUUAUUGUGCUCGCCGACUGGCUAAAGAUUCGAGGGACGCUGAAAUCCUGGACGAAGCUGUGGUGCGUACUGAAACCGGGCCUACUGUUCAUCUACAAGAGCCCCAAAACGAAGAGCAGCCACUGGGUCGGUACCGUGCUGCUGACAUCCUGCCAAGUGAUCGAGCGACCGAGCAAGAAGGAUGGAUUCUGCUUCAAGCUGUUUCACCCGCUCGACCAGACGAUCUGGGCGCCUCGUGGUCCGGACAAGGAAACGAUGGGUGCCGUCGUGCAGCCACUUCCGACCUCGUAUCUGAUCUUCCGCGCACCUAGUCAGGCGGCUGGCAAAUGCUGGAUGGACGCCUUGGAGCUGUCCUUGCGCUGUUCGGCCCUGCUGGUGCGUUCGGUGCCCAACAUCGACAUGAACCUGAGUGAAGGGGCCACCAGUACCACGCACGAAACGCAAUGGUCCGAGGCGGACUACGAAAAGCACUUCGAUGAGCACGCACCCCGCCUGAAGGAGCAUUUGAAUUAUCUGCUCAAGUAUCUGCCACCGUCGCCACCGGAGAAGAAAAAUUUGCGCGUAGAACCGAUCGAAAAAUCCGUGCCCCGUAGCGCUUGUCCCUCGCCGACACCGAUCUUUCAGCAGCUCUACCUAGCGGUGGCCCACUGGGAACGGUAUCUGCGCGAUUCGCCAGAGUUUUUCCGCUGCCGCUCGGUUGACAUUGGUGCGUCACUUUGCAGGCGGCUGGCGUCAUCGACCGGCACGAUGUCACCGGCCGGCGCCGACGAGGAAGACGACGAGGAGGUGUUCCAAGAUGGCCAGCAGCAGGAUGACGGUGCGAUGCUGAUGGCGGGUGGAAAGCGCCGCAAUUCGUACCAGGUUGGCGGUGUGGCGGAGUCAACGGAUGCUGGCAGGCUGGCGGCAGUGGGCAGCGGAUCGGAGAAGAUGCGGCGGCGUAGCUCGCCAGCGGACUUUUCCAAGGGCGGCAACCACGGCAUCACGAUACGCAUCUCAGAUGAUCAAUAUUUGGACAUCGACAGCCAACCCGAUCAGGGCACGAUGGUGUCGGCGGGAGAGUCCGACUCCGAGUCGGAUCUGGGUGAAGGAAUGGAUGUUGAGGAGUUCCCUGAGACGCCGUACGUACAUUCGUCCGAGGAGGAAUUUGGUGCGGCUGGCGAACAGGUGGAGGAAUUGCCCGAGGAACACAAGAGCCUGAUUUGGUUCCUAGUGAAGCAGGUGCGCCCUGGUAUGGAUCUGAGCAAGGUGGUACUGCCCACGUUCAUACUGGAACCCCGCUCGUUCCUUGACAAGCUGGCCGAUUCGUACUACCACGCCGACAUCCUGUCCAAGGCCGUGCUGGAGGAUGAUCCUUUCACGCGCAUGAAAACCGUGGUCCAGUGGUACCUGUCUGGGUUCUACAAAAAGCCGAAGGGGCUGAAGAAACCGUACAAUCCGAUCCUGGGUGAGACGUUCCGAUGCUACUGGCAGCACGAGAACGGCAGUAGGACAUUCUACAUUGCCGAGCAGGUGUCCCAUCACCCGCCGGUGUCCGUGUUUUACGUGACGAACCGUCAGGACGGCUUUUGCAUCAGCUGCAGCAUCUUGGCGAAGUCGAAAUUUUACGGAAACAGCACGUCGGCCAUCCUGGAGGGUGUCGCUACGCUGACGCUGCUACCGCGUGGCGAAUGCUACACACUGACGGUGCCAUACGCGCACUGCAAGGGCAUCCUGAUGGGGACGCUGUCGAUGGAGCUGGGCGGCAAAGUUUCGAUUGAGUGCGAAAACACCGGCUACAAGACGGAGCUGGAAUUUAAGCUGAAGCCGUUCCUGGGCGGCAACGAGUACACGAAUCUGGUGGUGGGUAAGCUGAAGCUCGGUAAGGAAACGCUUGCCUCCAUCAAUGGGCACUGGGAUGGCGAGAUCCGGAUAAAGGACUCGCGUACCAACGAGGAAUCGCUGCUGUUCAAUCCGACACAGGACGUGCGGGGUAGACGGCUGAAGCGGUUCACCGUGCCGAUGGAGUCGCAGGGUACGAAUGAGUCGGAGCGGCUCUGGCAGCACGUUUCGGCCGCGAUCCACCGGGACGAUCAGGUGGGCGCGACGGAAGAGAAAACGGCCUUAGAGGAAGCGCAGCGAAUCUCGGCCAAAGAGCGGAAGGCGACGUGCACCGAGUGGGUACCGCUGCUGUUCCAGCAGGACUUUGUUACUGGCCAGUGGCACUACAAGUUCGCCGAUCUGCGACCCUGGGAUCCGCGUAACGAUUUGCGGCAGUACGAAAGCAACUACCGGAUCCAGACGAAGACGCGCCACCAAGCGCCGAUGGUGCGGACUGCAUCGGUCGUGAGCACGGAUCCGCUUAACAUACUGCAGGUGGAUUCGCGUGGCUCGUUGCGCAAGAACCGCUCGGGCGUGAUCAAACCAAGAAAGAUAUCCUCCAAUACUUCCACUCCGGAUCUGAACGAUCCCAACUCAGACUCUAGUCACUCGAAUGAUCACGAUACCGUUCUUUCUGGCUCAAGAAUCAUGCAAACGUUGGACGACAUCAACAAAAAGUUGGAGGAACACUCGAAGAAGCUCAUCAAGUUGCAGCUCGACAUGGACAAGAUACACUGGGCGCCGCCCCGGAGACAGGAAAUUGGAAUGGGUGGUCCACUGGCGGCGUUUUCCUCGCUUCGUGUCAAGACGGUCGUGUUUGCGGUGAUCGGACUGUUGGUUCAGCUGUUCGUUUCGUGGUUUCUGAUAAAACGUUCGCUUUCUCCAGCGUCUGCGGCCGAGAAUGGGAACGCUGACAGUGGUGCAGGUGGUGGCGGAGGUGGCACUAUCAAUGAUAAGAGAGAAGCAUAGGUGGCUUCACAGCAAUCAUAUACGAACAGUUUCCUCGGUAGGGUACGCUAUUUGAUACACUUUUAUAUACACCUAUCAGCAAGCCGGUAGCUUAAAAACCGGCCUGACAAGCUUUCCGCGCGACAGUAUCUAUCGUUCUAAACUAUCAAUCAGGCACCUCCAUUGGCUGGUGCAUUAUCGAAAACUACUUAAAUUACUCGUUAUAUUUUAGAGCAGACUUCAGCUUAUAUACUGCAUUAGGCUGUAAAACAUGGGGAGGUUUUUUGUUUGUUGGCGAUUGUCCCUCCCGGUAGCAAUUGGAAUCGCCAGUUGUGCUAGAAUAUUAGUUAGCCUGUGCUUCCGGCGUAGGCUCGGCAGCACGACCCCCGCUUUCCAUAGCUUUCCAUUGUAGCAUGGUUACUCGGCUGACGGUAACAUUCCAUUACGCUUUCGUUUGCCGCCGCAGCCGCCGCCGGUAAGCGAAGACACAGUCCUUGUUGAACCAACCGCCAGAGCCAUCUGGUGGUAAGAGUCAGCAACAGCCCAAGCUAUUUAUCCUUGUGCGCCGCGUGUAGACAAACGUUUUAGAUUUCCUUCCAUUUUCGCUUAGGGGUGGAUCUUUCGUGCAAGCGACGUUUCGAAACUAUUUCGAAUGCAUAUCGUGCACAAUUCUACCAGCCUCAGGAAGGACGAAUUAAAGCGUGCUACGAAACAAACUACCAGUGAAUAUCGUUAUCGGUUUGGUGACGGAGCAUUAAGAGCUUAACACGGUUAAUGAGAACAAAAAGCAAAAGCAAAACAAAAAAAGCAAAAAAAAAAAAUCAAAUGGUUUCUUGAAUGUUGUAAUCUCAGUGCGGUAUACUAAUACAGUUAGUUGUCGUGAGUUGACGUUGAGUUCGUGUGUUUGGCGGUUUAGCGCCCGAACAGGCUCUGGACGAUAUUGUUAAAUAUAUCCUUUCCAAUUUCGCUUUGGCCACAACAUAUGAUACCUCCAUUUUGAUAGCAUUGUUUCGGCUCUCCUCUCCGCCAAAGCCGCGCUUUGUGUCAGCAGGGCGCAGUGACAAUGACACGUACACUAAUCAGUUGCCUAUAGGAUUAAUGGUGUUACAAUUGCAAUAACGUACGAAAUGGUAUUAGAUAAUAAUGUGACGGUGUACCGGCAGCAGCAGCUGCACGGUUGGGAAUUCUAGUUAUUGAACCAUCGCCGGCAUAAUCGAGCCUGUUGCAAAUUGAAAUAAACUUUGAU
This is a messenger RNA of Anopheles nili, 4477 nucleotides long. It is a transcript of the gene Orp8, whose product is annotated as oxysterol-binding protein-related protein 8. Gene Ontology annotation, molecular function: cholesterol binding. Bases 1 to 3252 code for a protein of 1083 amino acids. The record is from RefSeq and is a predicted model, not a curated record. Gene Ontology annotation, cellular component: membrane; cytosol; intracellular membrane-bounded organelle. The transcript is spliced from 9 exons. Lineage: Eukaryota; Metazoa; Arthropoda; Insecta; Diptera; Culicidae.